Jaculus jaculus (lesser Egyptian jerboa) is the source of this 537-nucleotide messenger RNA. It is a transcript of the gene Hes3, whose product is annotated as hes family bHLH transcription factor 3. Gene Ontology annotation, cellular component: nucleus. Gene Ontology annotation, molecular function: DNA-binding transcription factor activity, RNA polymerase II-specific; RNA polymerase II cis-regulatory region sequence-specific DNA binding; protein dimerization activity. Lineage: Eukaryota; Metazoa; Chordata; Mammalia; Rodentia; Dipodidae. Gene Ontology annotation, biological process: regulation of neurogenesis; regulation of transcription by RNA polymerase II; anterior/posterior pattern specification. The coding region runs from base 1 to 537 and encodes 178 amino acids. The transcript is spliced from 3 exons. The record is from RefSeq and is a predicted model, not a curated record.
AUGGAGAAGAAGCGCCGUGCACGUAUCAACCUGUCCCUGGAGCAGCUCAAGUCGCUGUUAGAGAAACACUACUCGCACCAGAUCCGGAAGCGCAAGUUGGAAAAGGCUGACAUCUUGGAGUUGAGCGUCAAGUACAUGAAAAGCCUUCAGAACUCCAUGCAAGGGCUCUGGACGGUACCCAGUGGAGCCGACUACCCAUCCAGCUUUCCCGGCUGCCUACCGGGCGUGGGCCAGUUGCUCGGGUUCAGAGAGGAGGGUGGUGGUGGACUGCGCUGCCCCCUGGUGCCAGAGCGCGCCCGUGGCAGGACCACGGACAGCGCCAGUCCGAGCCUGCAGGCAUCCGGCCUGCCUGGUGCCAGCAUCCCCGCUGUCUGGACUCAGCCUCCAGCUACCAACGCCUCCCGCUCCCCGCCACCUCGGUUCCUCCUCCCCGGAGAUCUCCCUGGAUCCUCCACCAAUGUCGCGCCACCGCCACUAGCGUCGCACCACCGAGCGGAGAGCCCAGAGUCGGGGCUGCACUUGUGGCGGCCCUGGUGA